This is a messenger RNA of Pygocentrus nattereri (red-bellied piranha), 906 nucleotides long. RefSeq names its product xenotropic and polytropic retrovirus receptor 1-like. The record is from RefSeq and is a predicted model, not a curated record. Gene Ontology annotation, molecular function: inositol hexakisphosphate binding. The transcript is spliced from 7 exons. Bases 1 to 906 code for a protein of 301 amino acids. Lineage: Eukaryota; Metazoa; Chordata; Actinopteri; Characiformes; Serrasalmidae. Gene Ontology annotation, cellular component: cytoplasm; plasma membrane; Golgi apparatus. Gene Ontology annotation, biological process: phosphate ion transport; cellular response to phosphate starvation.
AUGGUCAGACUGGAGACUUUCAUGCUUCAGCUUGAGGGUGGCAAUAAACAGAAAGCUUUGAGAAGGCUACAGGUCCCACCGAGGGGAAUGGAACAGACAGCUGGUCAGUGGAUAACCUUCCGGAUUGGUGUCACCUGUGGCCUUGUGAUAGCUCUGCUAACGUUAAUUGCUUUUAAAGUGUGGAAUGAACCGCACCUAGAGCAUCUGAAGGCACUCCAGCUCUACAGAGGCAGCUUUCUGCUGAUUGAGUUCCUGUUCUUCAUGGGACUGAGCAUGUGUUGCUGGGGGAAAUCUGGGAUCAAUCAAGUCCUCAUCUUUGAGCUGGAUCCCAGACAACACUUAUCACAUCUACAUGUUUUAGAGGUGGCAGGAUGCUUGGCUGUAUGUUGGUGUGCUAGUGUGCUGGCAUCUCUACAUUCCUCGCUCUUGUCAGUCCCACAGCAGCUCCACCCCCUUUUCUUCCACAGUCUGCUGUUGCUCCUGCUGUUAAACCCCACCCCAACAUGUCACUCUCGUUCUCGUCGCUGGCUCCUGACUGUGAUGUGGAAUGUCUUGACAGCAGCUUUCCGGCCUGUUGGGUUUGCAGAGUGCUGGUUAGCUGACCAGCUUAACAGUCUAAGCCCCCUCAUCCUGAGCCUGUGGGAGAUGCUGUGCUUCUACACUGCUCAAAUAGGCUGGAAAGAUCUGCAGGAUGAGAGCCUGGACUGGGAGAAGCAGAGUAAAGUAGUCCCAUGUCUGAUUCAGUGCUUCCCUCCAUGGCUGAGGUUCACUCAGUGUCUGAGAUGUUUCUGGGACAGUGGUCGUACACUGCACCUUCUAAACGCUGGAAAAUACUCUACUGUUUUUCUCAUGGUCACCUUCGCUGGCCUCUACAACAUAGCAAAAGGUAGAGUGAUCUCUGCUUAA